Molecule: messenger RNA, 1542 nt
Organism: Penicillium angulare
Lineage: Eukaryota; Fungi; Ascomycota; Eurotiomycetes; Eurotiales; Aspergillaceae
Gene: fhdA
Product: putative transcription factor Tos4
Exons: 1
Coding region: 1-1542 (513 amino acids)
Molecular function (GO): protein binding
Source: RefSeq, a predicted model, not a curated record
AUGGAUUCUUCUCCGUCACGGAGCUCUUUGGCUCCUGUGGCCGGCGUCAAACGACCCGCGUCUCUGUUGCCUGCCUUCGAACCUUUGAGCUCAUCGCCCUCUCUUCCUCGGCCCUCAAAGCGUGUUGCACGCGAACCAGCUGUCUCACUCUAUCCUACACCGGUCCCAACCUCGUCGACACAUAUUAUGUCCUCGUCCCCGCCGCCUGUUACAGCUGCUCGUUCCCCGACGCGUCGAACUUUCUCUGCUACUUCAGAACGAGCUCCUUUGUGUGCCGUGCCUACAUUGAUGCUGCCGGAAAAUGGAGAACCGCUUCUUAUGGGCCGAUCGAGUGCAUCUUGCCAGCAUCAGCUUGCUGCUAGUCGGAUGAUUUCUCGUGUUCAUGUCAAGGCUACUUAUAAACCAGCGCCGAACCCCUUCGAUCGGGAUAGAGUUGAAAUUAUGUGUAUGGGAUGGAACGGAAUCAAGAUCCACUGCCAGGGAAAGAAGUAUGAUUUGGCUAAGGGCAAGACAUUCACUUCGGAUAUCAAAGAUGCGGAUAUCAUGAUAGAUGUGCAUGAGGCUCGAGUUUUGGUGCAAUGGCCUCGUCAUGAAGUUGAUAGAAAGGACUGCCCGUCCACUGAUUCGGAACAGACUUGGGAUGAAGGUACCCCAACCCAAAAAACACAUUCUCGAAGAGUUUUGCAGGAUAGUCCAUUCCCUCAAAACCAACGAUUGGCUUCUCCUGUCUCCCCAUCGCCUGCUGUGCAAAGGACUUUACCGCCAUCGUCUCCCAUUUUCACCCCAUCCCGUUCUCGCGCUGCUGUCGUCGUAUAUGAAGAUGAACCAUCCCCAUUGAAGCGUCAUAAUACUGUUAUUGGCUUGACUUCCCAAAGCGUCCGCCGUGCUAGUGCUAUUCUCCAGAGUGACCUGAGUAGACAUGAAGAGGAUUCUGAUAAUGACGAGGAAAAUGACCCUAUUAUUCACUCCUUUGGUCCGUUUGGCGAGAACUUGCUUCCGCGUUUGGCCUCAUUCCGUGCGGAUGACUCCCCUAUACGCUCUGCACGAUCCCCGCGCAGCCUGCUGCCAGCUCAGCCCCUCCAGCCAACUCUUUCUCCCAGACAACCCGCCAAAACUCAAGAGCCCCAAGAGAGCCGAGAGACGACACCUACUAAGGAGAACCCUCACCCCCACCCUAAUCCUGAUGGUGAAGGCUUUGAGCGUGUUCGUAACCACGCUGUCAACCAAUUGGCAUUCUCUCGAUUGUCCUCUACCCCCUUCUCCACCAUUCUGAACAACCUGCCCCCUUCAUUCUGGCGAUCCAGUGCCAGUGGCUCUGGCCCUUCACGUUCUGAUAUUCGAUUCAUUCUUGAAACCACCAAGUGUAUUGGCAAGGUUGCUCGUGAAGGCAAGGAUGCUGCAGGCAAGCCUCUCGAAAGCGAGUUCUAUUAUGUUCCGGAUGACGAUGACGACGAUAUGCGCCGUGAAACUGUGGUAAAUAACCUAAGGAAGCCCGGUCUCCGCAACUGCCGUAAGCAGCACAAGGUUCGUGUAACUUCCUGA